GCGCACGAGUAGUUCACUUCUGUUCGGUGCGGUGUCGCGGUGAAUUUUCAGGGGACAGAAGAGAAAGAGAGAGAGAGAGAAAGAAGGGACUGGGAUAUACCGAGCGGCGAACAGUACACGCUCUGAACCUCGCACACGCUCUACGAGGGUGCGGGAGAGGAGCCGGGACAGACUAAAUAUCGUUUCGGUGUGUACCCCGGUCCGCGGUCGCGCCGAUCCCCCGUCGGUCACGUCUACGCUUCUCGGUCUAGUUUCCGCGUUAGUUUAGGGGGAGCAGCAGUGCGGCGACGAACGACGACGGCGACGAACCAACUCGAACCAACGUUUCCUCUUUCUCUCGUACAAGACCGAGCCGUCCGCGGGGUCCGCACCUGCUGCGGGAGACCACGUCGUUGGACAGGAUCAUCGUCAUCGUCGUCAGGGUCGUCCGUCGUCGGCGACCGUCCUGGAUAGGAAACGGAAGAAGUGUGCCGACAUGUCGGCCUUGCGCGCCGGGCCUUAUCGACCCGGGAUUAUACUCUGUCUGACUGUUCUACUGGCAUCGCAAUCCAAUUCUGCCCCGGUAUACGACCACGAUAGCACGCUAAUAGCAGAAUACAAUGGAGCCCCGGCCGGAUGCUACUACAACUUCCAGCACUACGACGAGGGCGACCGAAUCGUCACGAACGAGCCAUGCCUGAACUGCACGUGUCACAAUCAGAUGCUGAUGUGCUACCUGAGGGUCUGCCCGUUCACGAAAGCGAUCGGCCAGGAUUGCACCGUGGAGAAGCGUCCCGAUCAGUGCUGUCCCGUGAUCACAUGCCCCGAGGUGCCGGUGCAACUGUUGACGUCGACGACCAACGCGCCGGCGAUUUCCGGUUCCACCGCGGUCGGAUUCCACGACAACUACGGCUGCAACGUCGAGAAUCGAUUCUACGCGGACGGCGCGCAAUUGCCGACCGAUCCUCAGAAUCCUUGCGAGUUGUGCUACUGCAUCAGGAACAGGACCACCUGCGUGAUGCAGGAGUGCACUCUGCGCGUGGCUGGGUGCAAGCCAGUCUAUCAACCCGGUGUGUGUUGCCCGGUCAAGUAUAAUUGCGAAUACGACGAGGAACUUGCAACGACGGUUGAACCAACGCCUGGCUUGAUCAUGACCACGACGAUGGCACCCGGAGCGUCGCCGCAAUGUUACCACGAAGGCAACGUGUACGAGGACGGUGAUCUGAUCUCGUCGUCGCAGCCUUGCCAGCAUUGCUACUGCUUCCGAGGUGACAUCGCCUGCGCCGUACAGAACUGUGGAACCCCCAUGGAGACCCAUGGAAAGAACUGCACCGCUUUGCCGCCGCCCGAAGGGAAAUGCUGCCCGGAGACCUACGAAUGCGAAGACGAAGGUCAUGGUGCGAUCAUCACGGUCCCAGAAAGCGCACAGACCACCGAGGAACCGAUUCUGGAAUCGACGAUGCCAAGCGCCGAGGAAGAAGGAAAGAAGCCGGAAGCUGCUGAGACCACCGAGGAAUCGUUCCCUGGCUACGACAAUGCAAUUCCGGAAGUACCCAAAGAGACUGCACCGGCCACUGAAGCACCAGGGAAAGAAGAGCCGCAAGAAACGACUUCGCCGGCGGAAGCUGUUCCAUCGUCCGAGCCAACAUUGAAGGAGAUCAGCACCGAAGCUCCUCUUUCUCCAACGGAACCAAGCGCGACAACCAAAGCGCCGAAGCCUGUCGAAGCCGAGGGUCAAGCUACGGAAGCGCCGAUCUUGGAAGAGACAAGUGAAAAGGCGACAGCGAAACCGGAAGAGGAGGUUACACAAGGACUCGCGGAAACGUCGGAGCUUCCGGGAGAACCGGAAUCGACUUCGCCGACAGCCGAAGAAACGGCCGCAGAAGUGACCGGGGAAGAGGCGCAACGACCAACCGAAGCAGCUGUCCCUGAAGAGAAGCAUACCGAAGCCGCGCCGAAGGAAGAAGGAACCGAGAAACCGGAAGAAGCGAAACCGUCGGAGGAAGGAUCGCAGACGAGCGCCACCGAGGCCGGUAUUGCCGAAGAGAGUGCUGCGACCGAAGCAGCCGUGAAGCCGACGGAAGCACCGGUAGUGCCAACCGAAGAGAAGGCGGUGACCCCUGAAGAAAUUCUCGAAGUGUCCACGGAGGAACAAGUGACAGAGGAGGCUAAAGGAACGGAGGCGACCAUGAUAUCCGAACCGGAACAGAAAGUGAGCACCGAGGCGCCGGUCAAAGGUAAACCGGAAGAGGCGGCUACGUUGGGCGCGGAAACGCCAACGGAGGAGAGCGUGCCCGAGGUAGCGAGCACGGAAACAGCGCCUAGCGAAGAAGAACAGAAAACAGCAGCGCCAGAAGUCGGUCACGAAGCAGAGGCCACGGAACCGAGCGUGCCUGCGGGACAAGCUGAAGAACAAGUCACGGAAGGUAUCAUCGAAAAGAAACCCGCGCCGGAGGUAUACGAUCACAAAGCACCCGAAAUGCCUGGAAUAGUUCCCAAGAAAGAAGACAUGAUCCCAACCGAAGGUCCUAUGAUCGAGGAGCCAAUCGUGACGGUGAAGAUACCCGAAGAGGAAGGAGCUCCUGAAAUACCAGCACAAGGACCAACCGGAAUUCCUGUCACCGAACGCGUGCCUGGAGGCAAGGCAGAGGACAAGGAAGCGGUGCCUGAGAUUCAGGUAACGGAAGGCUAUGUAGACAAGAAGCAUCCAGAGUUCCAUGUACCUGGCAGUUUGGUCACCGAGGCUCCCGAGAAGGCGCCGACCACGUAUCUCCCACCACCUAAGGAAACCGCUCCCGAGGAAGAAGGAUCUGGCGAGGCAGGCACCACGCCCGCAAGCCAAGCACCAGAAAAAGCAGCGACUACAGUUCCGGUCCAUGAAGAGGAGGCAGAGACUCCGUCAGCCACCGAAGCUGGGUUAGAAGCUCCGCAAGCUACCGAGGCGAGUCCAGGCUUGGAAGUUUCCACGCAGCAGGUUCCGCAAGAACAGGAGCCUGCGAAACCGACCGCAUCGGAGGAAGUUAGCACCGAGGUAUCGUCCGAGGUCCCGUCAUUGAAGGAAGCGUCUCCGCCGACUCCGCCGGCGAAGGGACUCGCUAUCGAGGAGUCCGGCGAAACGUCGUCCGAGGAGCUCAGCGAGCCCAGCGAGGAAGUGGAACAUCCUACAGUCGGAUCGACCGAGAGAACGGUAAUCUCAUCCGAAGCGCCAGCCGAACCGGAAGAAAAGCCUACUGAACAGCCUGCAACGCAGGAAGCAGUCACAGAGGGCAAGGGUGCUCCCGAAACCACGUUGGCUCAAUCCACCGAAGCUCCGCACGUUGAAGCACCUACAGAAGCUAGUCAAAUUCCUGAAGAGAAGCCUGUGACCGAAGAAGAGGCAACUGCUGAACAGGGUACAAGUGCGCCGUCUGUGCAAACGCCUGAAGAACAAGUCACUGGAGAGCCGGUUUCUGAAGAAAAGGCACCAGAGGAGCAGGCGACUGAGAAACCAGGUGUUGAGGAAGGAGUACCGGAGGAGCAGGUGACCGAGAAACCAGGUGUUGUUGAAGAAGCCGUGCCCGAGGAACAGGCAGGUGAGAAACCAGGCGUUGAGGAAGAAGUUCCCGAGGAACAGGCGACUGAGAAGGCAGUUUUCGAAGAAGAAAAGGUUCCAGAGGAACAGCAGACUGAGAAAUCAGUUCCUGAAGAGCAGGCGCCGGAGGAACAAGUGACUGAAAAACCAGUUACCGAGGAAAAGGAACCUGAAAAACCGGCGACUGAGGAACCAGCUUCUGAAGAGAAGGUACCCGAGGAACAACUGACCGAGAAACCUGCUGUUGAGGAGGGAGCACUUGAAGAACAGAUGACGGAGGAACCAGCUGGUGGCAAAGAGACACACGAAGGCGAAGCUACUAUGAAGCCAGUUGUUGGCGUAGAAGCACCUGAGGAACAAGUGACCGAGAAAGUAAUCUCUGAAGAGAAGCAAGCUCCGUCUACUGGUGAACCUGGGAAAGUUGAAGUGGAGGGUACGUCGCAACAGCCUGUCAGCGAAGAAGCAAGCGAGAAACCUGUUGAGGAAGAAAUUCCGAAAGAAACGGCAGCUCCAGAAGUUGAGAGUUCGCCAGCUCCUGGGGAAACGGAGGAGAUUGAGCAUCCAACGGAAAGUACUCUGAUGGUUGAAGUUCAUCCGACGGUAGUUUCUGUUGAAGAAAUGAAACCGUCGGAAGAGGGAGCUUCCGAGCAGCCACCUACCGAGCAGACCGAGGGAUCGACGAUCAAAGAAUCGUCCACUGUUGGCUAUGAAGGGGAACACAAGACGGAGAAGCCAAUGAAGGAAGAAGCGCAGACUGAAGGGCCGUUCGCCGAAGUGCCAUCGACUGAAGGAUCGGUUACCGAAGCAGGAGAACAAGAGACCCAAGCUCCGCUCGAGGAACAGAAACCAGUGAAACCACCAAUUUCUGAGCGAAAGGAGGAUGAAGGUAUAAAGCAACCAGAGGAAAUGCCGAAAGAGGGACUGGAAGCUACUCAGAAACCAUCUCUUGAAGAAGAGAAGCCAACUGAGAAGCCUGCGGAAGGAGAACUAGUCACUGAGACGGCUGCUGAAGCAGAGACUCCGAGUGUAGAAGAGAUGCCCGAGAAACCUGCCGAGGAAGAGAAGAAACCUAUGGAAGAAGAGAAACCGACUGAAGGACUUGCUGAAGAAGAGAAACCAACUGAAGGACCUUCCACGGAAGAAAAGCCAACUGAAGGACCUGCUGCGGAAGAGAAGCCAACUGAAGGACCUGCCGUGGAAGAGAAGCCAACUGAAGGACCUGCUGUGGAGGAGAAGCCAACUGAAGGACCUGCUGUGGAGGAGAAGCCAACUGAAGGACCUGCUGUGGAGGAGAAGCCGACUGAAGGACCCACUGAAGAAGAAAAGCCAACUGAGGGACCUGCUGCGGAAGAGAAGCCAACUGAAGGACCUGCGGAGGAGAAGCCGACUGAAGGAGCCACUGAAGAAGAAAAGCCAACUGAAGGACCUGUAGUGGAAGAGAAGCCAACUGAGGGACCUGCGGAGGAGAAGCCGACUGAAGGAGCCACUGAAGAAGAAAAGCCAACUGAAGGACCUGUAGUGGAAGAGAAGCCAACUGAGGGACCUGCGGAGGAGAAGCCGACUGAAGGAGCCACUGAAGAAGAAAAGCCAACUGAAGUACCUGUAGUGGAAGAGAAGCCAACUGAGGGACCUGCGGAGGAGAAGCCGACUGAAGGAGCCACUGAAGAAGAAAAGCCAACUGAAGGACCUGUAGUGGAAGAGAAGCCAACUGAGGGACCUGCUGCGGAAGAGAAGCCAACUGAAGGACCUGCUGCAGAAGAGAAACCAAGUGAAGGACCUGCUGCGGAAGAGAAACCAACUGAAGGACCUGCUGCGGAAGAGAAACCAACUGAAGGACCUGCCGCGGAAGAAAAGCCAACUGAAGGACCUGCCGCGGAAGAAAAGCCAACCGAAGGACCUGCCGCGGAAGAGAAGCCAACUGAAGGACCUACCGAGGAGGAAAAGCCGUCUGAACAACCCGCGGAAACACCUAAACCAUCCGAAGAACCUACGGAAGAAGAGAAGCCAACCGAGGGACCUGUGGAAGAAGUUCCUGUUGAGGAAGGGAAGCCAACGGAAGGACCCAUUGAGACUGAAAAACCGUCCGAAGAACCAGCUAAGGCAGAAAAGCCAACCGAAGGACCUUCUGAAGCAGAGAAGCCAACUGAAGGACCUUCUGAGGCUGAAAAACCAACUGAAGGACCUUCAGCGGAAGAAAAGCCAUCUGAAGGACCCACUGAGGCAGAGAAACCAACUGUAGGACCCACUGAGACAGAGAAACCAACUGAAGGACCCUCUGAAGAAGAGAAACCAUCUGAAGGACCCACUGAGGCAGAGAAACCAACUGAAGGACCUUCUGAGGCUGAGAAACCAACUGAAGGACCCUCUGAGGCAGAGAAACCAACUGAAGGACCCACUGAAGCAGAGAAACCAACUGAAGGAUCCACUGAAGAAGAGAAACCAUCUGAAGGACCUACUGAGGCAGAGAAACCAACUGAAGGACCCACUGAGGCGGAGAAACCAACAGAACAACCUGCGGAAACAGCUAAGCCUUCCGAAGAACCUGUAGAAGAGGAAAAACCAACAGAAGAGAAGCCAACAGAAGCACCUAUAGAACUAUCAACUGAAACACUUGUUGCAAAGGGAGGCAAACCAGCUGAGGAAGAAAUGCCAACCGAGGGACCUGCGGUAGAAAUUCCUGGAGAGCAAGAGAAGCCAACUGAAGAAGCACCUGUCGAAGAAGGUAAGAUUCCUACAGAAGUGACGCCGACUGUGAAGACUCCGGAGGUAGAACAGGCAACUGAGCAACCUAUCGAGGAACAGAAGCCUACUGAAGAAGAGCUGGCCACUGAGAUACCUAUGGCCGAAGAGAAAGCAACUGAACCUGGUAAGGCUGCAGAGGAGGCAACUGGAAAGCCUGUAGAGAAGGAAGAACCAACUGAAGGUCCUGCCGAAGAAAGAAAGCCUGAGGAGGAAGAGAAACCAAGCGAGAAACCUGAAUUAGCUGCUCCAGAACAGAUACCAACUGAGAAAUCGAUCGAGAAAGAACCUACUGUACAGCCUGCGGAACAAGAAAAGCCUGGCGAGGUCACGCCUCCACAAGAAGCCGUGAGCGAGGUUUCAGUAACCGAAGAGGUCGCCACGGAAGGUCCAGCUGUUGAAAUGAAACCAUCCGAAGGUGCCGAACAGGCGGCCACGGAAGCUCCUAGUGCAGAAGAAACGGCUAGCCAAGCUGGUGCUAAAGAACCUGAAGUGUCAACUGAAACCUUCAAAGAGACAUCCGAACUCGUCACGGCCAUUGCUGAAGAAACAGUUUCGCCUGCACAAGAAGCACAAACCGAAGCAGCUGUUCCUCAAGAGAAACCAAGCGAGGCGCCAAUCUCUCCUGAAGAGGCAUCCACUGAACCUACCAAAGCAAUUCCGGAACAAGAAGGAACCCAACUUCCAGAAGUAGGUCCGCAGAAGACAGAAUUACCGGCUGAAGCUACAACGGCAUCUGCCUUGCCAGAGAAACCGAGCGAAGGCAAACUACCAGAAAUGCCUGAAGUAUCUUCGACUGAAGCAGGUCUCGAAGCAUCCACGGAAGCAGCCGCGUUGCCGGAGGAAGGCACCAAGACUCCUCUACCCGAAGAAGCUGCAACUGAAGGAACCCCGAAAGAAGCUACCACGACACAGCUUCCAGCCGAGGAGGAAACGAAAGCAUCAAGCGCGGAUAAGGCUCCGGAAGCGCCCACUUUGGAACCAGGCAAGGAGGAAGGACAAACCACACCAUCGGCUGAAGAGGUACCGAAAGAAACCACCGAACAGGUCGAGCAAACUACAAUGUCUGCCGAGAUGCCCCAAGAAGAAGCAACUCCGGAAUACCCGACGUCCAAACCAGCUGUCAUUCCAGGAGAAGGCAACUGUCUCGUCGAAGGACAGUCUUACAGCAACAACUCCGCUGUUCCUCCCGCCAAUGUCUGCCAGCUUAAGUGCCGUUGCGUCAGCAGCAUUAUCCAGUGCGAUCUUGUCGAUUGUCCUCCGCCACCGAGCCACCUAUCCAACUGCAUGCCGCUCCACAACAGCAAAGACAGUUGCUGUCCAAUGUACACUUGCGAUUCGCCUACCGCGAUGCUGGAAUCCGACAACCACAUGAUCGAGCCCGAAAAACCUAAAAACGAAACAGAGGAGGAGCAGAAGACCGUGUCACCUGCAGAGGCGCCGGCUGAAGAGGUCAUGAAGGAGCCUGUCGAGGGUGCGAAGGAGCAGGGGGAGACGGCUGCACCUGGGCUGAAAGAGGAAGCUCAAACUACUCCGAAGUCCGCCGAACCUGAAGCCGCGCAACCGACCACCGAAGCAGAACCCGCUAAACCAGCCGAAGAGCAACCUGCUAGCACUGUUGUCCCGCAGAUAGAGGUUACUAGUCAAGCUCCGUCAGAGCUGCCGAAAGAGACACCUAGCACCGAAGAACAAGAAGCAACUAAGACAUCGUCCACUGAGCAACCAUCGGAAGCGCAGGUUCCGGAAGAGAAGAUUCCGAGCGAAGCACCAGUAGUUGUUACGACAGAGGCAGUUCUGGAAGAGCAAACACCCACCGGAGCGGUGAAAGAAACGCCUACCACUCUGAAACCGACCGGCGAAGAGCCAUCGGAGGAGGAGCAGAAGCCUGUGACAAGUGAGGAAGCGACCGUUUCUCCUGCCAUUCCUGAGGAAGGUGCGAGCCAAGAGCCUGAGGUGCCAAGUUCGUCGGAAGAGGCUCAACCGCCGGUGACCGAAGGCCAGAAGGUAGAAGAAGCAGAAGGAACUACUCCUGCAUUGGAAGCACAGUCUGAGAAACCUGCUGAAGAGGAAGCUAAACCAGCAGAAGAAGGCAAACCAGUUGAAGAAGGCAAACCAGUUGAAGAGGGUAAACCAGUUGAAGAGGGUAAACCAGCUGAAGAAGGUAAACCAGCUGAAGAAGGUAAACCAGUUGAAGAGGGUAAACCAGCUGAAGAAGGUAAACCAGUUGAAGAGGGUAAACCAGCUGAAGAAGGUAAACCAGUUGAAGAAGGUAAACCAGUUGAAGAGGGUAAACCAGCAGAGGAAGCUAAACCAGCAGAGGAAGGUAAACCAGAAGAAGAGGGUAAACCAGCAGAGGAAGCUAAACCAGCAGAGGAAGGUAAACCAAAAGAAGAAGCUAAACCAGAAGAAGAAGCUAAACCAGCUGAAGAAGGUAAACCAGCAGAGGAAGCUAAACCAACAGAAGAAGGUAAACCAGCUGAAGAAGCCAAGCCAACUGAAGAAGCUAAGCCAGCUGAAGAAGUUGAACCCGAACAACCGGUAACAGAACCCGGAUUACCGACCACUCAACCAGCCGAAGCUGAAACUGAAGGACCGUCUCCAGCCAUCGAAGUAUCUGUCCCAGGAGAAGGUUUGAAAGUAGGAGGAAUCCCAGAAACUACUGAACCUACUACCAAAGCACCUGCAGAAGAAGCGACACCAUCGGGCGAAGCUGAAGCUACCAAGACCCCAGUACCUUCCGUAGAAGAGCAAACGAUUCCAGUUGAAAUCACACAGCCUGCGGUGCCUUCCGAGGAGGAGCAAACCAAAGAACCAUCCGUGACCGAAAGCGAAGCUAAGGGAACUACGGAAAGUGCUGAAGUGCCGGCUGAAGCGUUCACGCAGCAACCGGAGAAGAUACCCGAGGAACAAGUGCCAAGUUCGACCGAGGCUGCUCAAACUGAAACCGAACAGCCUACAGAACCUCAGGAAACCACAGAAAAGGAAGUAGUUCCGGAGACGAAGCCUGAAGAAGCUACUCCGCAACCUGGACCAGAAGAACAGCAACCUGAGAAGAUCCCGUCCACGGAGGAACAGACUCCAGAGUCGGUCUCGCCUGCUGAAGAAGGAAGCACACCAUUGUCCGAAGUAGGAACUGCCGCUUCCGUCACUGAACCUGGCCUGCCCGAGGAAGGAACUAAACAGCUUACCGAAGAAGCGAGUGCAUCCACCGAAGGUGUCAAGGAACAACCGACCACCGAAGCAGCUAUUGAACCAAUCGAAGUGCAAACACCAUCCGAGCAGGAAGCCACGGUAUCGCCAGCUCCGGAACAAGCACCGGAAGGACCAUCGACAGAGGCUCAUGGCGUUAAAGCAGCGACCGAGCAAGCAAUCGAACAAGAAACCAUCGCGCCGAUCGGAGCAGAAGAGAAACCUGAACAGGAAACUCAGAAACCAACUGCCGAAGAGGCUGUAACGCCUACUGAACCGUCCAAGGCCGUUCCCGAAGGUGAAGCUGUCACUGAAGCAGGUCAAGAGCAACCUAGCGAGACUACGUCUCCGGCUGCAGAAGCUGGCUCGACCCUGGCACCCGAAGCAUCCUCGCCUGAACAAGAAGCUGAGGCAGUGAAACCUGUCACCGAGGCCGAGGGCGUGACCGAAGAAAAGGCACCAGCUACUCCGAGCGAAGUAAGUUCGACUGAAGAAUCUACGAAGCCGUCGGAGGAGGAAGUACCUCAAGGCACAGAAGCUGCACCGGUGCAGAAGGAGACUGGCGUACCUUCGACGGAAGAACAGGCGACUCCAGCUGCCGAGGUUCCAGAAGUGACCGAAGCUGCGCCAGUAGGUCCUGAGGUUAGUUCGACCGAGACACCAGAGAAAGCAAUCCCGACGGAAGCAACGGGACAAGAGAUUCCUGAAGAGCCAGCGAAACCUACCGAAGGUCCUGCAGUCGAAACACCGGCUCCCGAAUCACCGGAGACACCAGUUCCGACAUCAGCACCUUCCGAAGCAACCGAGAUCCCUGAAAAAGAUGUAACGCACGAGACUGAGCGACCGGCUGUUAAGAUCGUUCCGACUGAGCAAGUUCCAGAGAUGGAGGUACCAGUGGAAGUAGAAACAUCUACAGCGGCAAUUCCAGAGAAAGAACUUCCGAGCGAGGCUCCCGAAAGUGUCCUGCCUACCGAAGCAACCGAGAAAGCUGAGCCUGAAGCGACCGAGAAGCCGCAACCGGAAGCGUCCAGCGUAGCACCGGAAGGAACUCUUCCCGAACAGAAACCAGAGAUCACCGAGGAACCAGAGAUCCUAUUUGAGGAGAAGAGACCUGGAGGAGGUGAGCAAGAGACACCACGACCGGAGGAAGAAGCUUCGCAGACGCCGCAACCGGAAGAAGAAGCUUCGCAGACGCCGCAGCCGGAGGAAGAAAUUUCGCAGACACCGCAACUGGAGAAAGAGAUUCCACAGACAACGGCAACGCCUCUGAUCAAUGAAACAUUACCAACUGCGACCGAGGCUUCCGCGGAAGAAGAACAACCGACCAAUGCUCCAGUUGCCGGAGAAGAGUUGGCCCAACCAAGCACGCCCGCAGCUGCGCCCGAGGAGACCUCGCCUCACGAGGAGCAUCCGCCGGUCGAAGUUACGGAAGCCCCGGUAACACCUGAAGAGCAGGAACUUCCGAAGGAAACUCCAGCAAGCCAGGCAACGGAGGCAGCUCAACCUGUCACGGAACCCGCGAUGGAAGCGUCGACGGAAGCAGAGAAAACUCCGGAGGAAGUACACGAACCCGAGCCAGUGCCAACAUCGUCGGAAGCACCGAAAGAGAAGAGCACCGUGGAGCCAACGAUCACUGCGGAACACGUAGAAGGCGUCGAGACUAAGCCGUCGACCGAGGCACCUGUCGAAGAGCACGAGACCGAGGAGCCCGAAGGACUUCCAACGAAGCCAUCGGAAGAGGAAGUUACACCGCACGCCGGCGAGCCCGCGUCGCCGGAGGCAGGUCCGACGACCGAGAAGGCGGAAGUUGAAACUCCGUCGACGAUCGGAUUCGACGAACACCUUCAGCCGGAGAACCACACCUACCAAGCUACCGAGCAACCGCUGCACCCUGGCAUUCACGAGCUACCGACAAGCCCCCCCUCGUUUUCGGAGUACCCCGACCAGAGCUCGGGAGAGGAAAGCCCUCAAUUCCCAUCCCAUGGAGGCAUCGAUACGAACCCCGAAGAGGACUACGACGAAGACGACCAAGCCAUCUACGGACCGGGAACCUGCCGAUACGGCGGCAAGGUCUACAUGUCGGCGCAACAAAUACCGAGAGACGACCCCUGCGACUUCUGCUUCUGCUUCAGAAGCGACGUCAUCUGCCUACAACAGAGCUGUCCGCCACCGAUCCGCGGCUGCCACGAGGAACCGAUCAGCGGCUUCUGUUGCCCGAGAUACGAGUGUCCUGUGUCGAUGGCCACGUCGCUGAACAUCACCACGACCACGACCACGACCACCACCACGUUACCUCCGCAUUUCCACGCACACGCGUACAAGGGAGCCGCGAAGCGAAGCGGCUGCCAGAUCCGCGGACAAGCGUACCGAGUCGGAGAAGUUAUCAGGUCCGCAUCGGGACCUUGCCUUCAGUGCACUUGCGGCGGCGACGGAAACAUGAAGUGCGAGCCACGAGUGUGCAGCGCGGAGCCGAUGCUCAGGCAGAUGAUCGCGGCGGCCACGGCCAGAAGGAGGAGAUGAGCCGGCGAACACGAUCCCGGGGAUCUUCUGCAGAGGA
Molecule: messenger RNA, 12035 nt
Organism: Megalopta genalis
Lineage: Eukaryota; Metazoa; Arthropoda; Insecta; Hymenoptera; Halictidae
Cellular component (GO): extracellular region
Molecular function (GO): protein binding
Source: RefSeq, a predicted model, not a curated record